GCAGCGCAGGCAGGGUGGGGCUGCAAGCCAUGGGCACGGGGCUUCAUAGAACUCUGCAGACCUCAUUCCACCUGCUGCCACCCCUCCUUGCCCCUGGCCACAUCUUUUGAGUCAUGUUAAGUACAAUCUGACCAGUUCUUUUUGAGGAUAACUUCGGGAUGCCUCUAGGAUUCCUUGUUCUAAAGCUUGUCUUAUAUGUGCACCAGGAAGGCUCUAAAAGCAUUCUGAAUGCUGUGAAAUACGUGUACAGAAGAGACCAAAGCUAAUUUUUCUUUCUAAGAUCUAUAAGGUUUCCUUUUGGCUUGCUACUGUUUUCUAAUUUUAUUGUACUGUGUUCAGAGAAUGUGGUACGAGGUAUAUUUAUUUUAGUAUCUGUAUACCUAAUGUCCGGCUUAUGAAGCAAAAUAUUACACAUUCAGUCAUUUCAAAAUAUUGUAAGUUCAGCCUCUGUAUUUUUAUCUAGUCACAUUCCAUUCAUCCUGUCAUGGAAAAAAAAUUCAGUAUUUAUUAUUGCUAUGUAUGUUUUAAUAUUUUCACUACACAUCUCACUCCCUAAACAAUAUACAGUGGGGCAAAAGUAGGCUUACAGUUGUGAGUACUCGAAACAUGAGUUUAUUCUUGUUUUAUUAAUUAUUGUAUUAUUUUCCAUAUGAACAAUUGUAAAACUACUUUACUCCGCCCUGUAUGGUAUUAUUUUUUAAGCAUUUAGGGUUUUAAUGUAUGCUUUAGCAAUUUGCUUUUUGCCUAGGCAAAAAUAUUUCUUUUGUUUUGCUUUUUCUUUGUAAGAUUCAUGAAGUAGUAGUUUAUUUUCAGGGCCAUGUGGUACUUUAUUAAAGGAUAUAACUUUAAAAAAAAUAUAUAUAUAUAUAUCUUUGAUCUCAGAGGGGAAGGGAGAGGGAGAGAGAGAUAGAAAUAUCAAUGAUGAGAGAGAAUUAUUGAUUUGCUGCCUCCUGCACAGCCCCUACUGGGGAUCGAGCUCACAACCUGGUACCUUUCCUGACUGGGAAUUGAACCAGCAACCUCUUAGUUCCUGGUCAUUGCUCAACUGCUGAGCCCACCAGCUGGGCUGUAUAUAAAUAUUUUAUAGGUUAAUUUAUAAAAACUACUAAUAAAAUUGUGACUUUUAGUGAAUAAAGAAAGAACUUGACCUCAUUUAAUGGAAACUAGUGGCUAUUAACAUGCCCAUGUUAGAUUUAGGCUUUCUGAAACACAUAAAAUUAAUAUUCAGCUUUCAGAUGAAAAAAAUAGUUUGAGUACCAGUUACUUUUUACUUUCAUUGAGCAAUAAUUUUGUAAAUUGCAUUACUCUAAUUAUUCACAAGAGGCCAUAUGUAAGUGAAUUUUGGAUGAAUGGGAAUGGGAUUGGCAUAGACACAUCAAUACUUAUUAACAAGUGUACAUUAGAUAAAAUGUCUAUUUUUAUUAAGAGCUCACCCAUUUACACUGGUAGUGGGAGGCCAGUGUGAAAAGUAUGAAUGAAUGAAUGGUCUAUUUUAAAAUAAAACAUUUAAAAAUUUUAAGAAAUAAAAUAAAUGUAAUUUUAUUACUUUCAGACUCUUUAAUAUUUUCAUUGAUGGAUAGUUCUGGAAUUUUAGGAAAAUUGUGCUUCCUCUAAGAAUCUGUUUUGUUUUUCUUUUCUUUGACAGCAAGAACUAUAUAUUUAAUGUCCCAUAUUCCCCAUUUUGCUUUGACUGCCAGGAAGCUCAGGGACAAAUUCACAGCCUACUAAAAUCUGUUUAGGCCUUUCUGGCCUGCAUGUUUGCAUUGUAUUUACCACUCCAACCCAUUUCGACUUUGUAACCCAAUUUUUUCCUUUGUUUACACAUAAAAAAUUUUCCUGCUUAUGAAAUUUUAUUUAAGAUGCCUCAAAUCUUUUGUGGACUGAGAUUAUAUAUAAAUAAAAAUUAUUUAUAAAUAAAUAAAAUAGAUUCAGUGUUCUUUUCACUAAGUUUAGCUACAUAAGUAUAUAAAUAUACUUGUAUGCAAAUUUGUAGCAGCAACACCUUGCAGUUGAGUUGUGUUUCCAGUUAUUUAUUUGCUGUGGUUAGCUUUUAACCCCCAAAGUUCUCUGAUAGAAACAGACUAGGUACUACGCUCCCAGAACACUAACAUUCUUAAGCGUAAAACAUAGCCAUGAAACUUUGGAAUAGGUGGUGACUGCCAUUUGCAGCUUAAACUUGGAAAGAAAAUAGUUUGUGUUCCACUGAAAGAAGUUCAGAAUGUACCCAUGGCAUGGCCUCCCCACCACUCCCACCCAGAUCUUUCCCCACAUCUGUUCCACUUCCUUCCUUCCACUGGUACCGCCAGGAACUCUAGUGACAAUUGCUGCCCUGGAACUUCCAGGGGGGAGGGGGGCCACAAAGAGGGGAUCAGAACUGGACAAGGUUCAGCUGUGGUGGCAGGUCCUACAAGCAUUCAUGGUGAAGCCGUGAAAAAAGCCUGGGGUGUUGGGAGGAUGGCAGUGAAGAACACCUCCAUUGGAAAGGAUUCUGAAAGAAAUGAAGAAGCCCAUCGGAAAUGAAGUCAGUGGCCUCACGGCCUUCUGUUGACUGGACUGGCGUCUUGCCCCCCUGCAAGGCACUCUGCAGGAUGUUUGCUGAGGUCAUUCAUCAGAUUGACGAGGCGCUCGAUGAAGACGAGAGGGAGAUGCUUCUGUUUCUGUGCCGAGAUGUUGUUGCAGAUGUGUCUGCAUUUAACGUCAGGGACCUUUUGGACACUUUAAAUGAAAGAGGAAAACUGUCUCACAUGGGCCUGGCUGAGCUGCUCUACAGAGUGAGGCGCUUUGACCUGCUCAAGCGGAUCUUGAAGAUGGACAAAAGGGCAGUGGAGGCCCACCUGCUCGGACACCCACAUCUUGUUUCAGACUACAGGGUGCUGAUGACUGAGAUCGGUGAACAUUUGGAUAAAUCUGAUAUGUCCUCAUUAAUUUUUCUCAUGAAGGAUUAUAUGGGCCGAGGCAAGACAGCCAAGGAUAAGAGCUUCUUGGAUCUUGUGAUGGAGUUGGAGAAGCUAAAUCUGGUUGCUCCAGAUCAAUUGGAAUUAUUAGAAAAAUGUCUGAAGAACAUCCACAGAAUAGACCUGAAGACAAAAAUCCAGAAAUACAAGCAGUCUGCUCAAGGAGCAGAAUCAAGUUAUGUAAAUGGCCUCCAGGCAUCUCUCCCAAACUUGAGUAUUAAGGACCCUUCAUAUAACUUAAGGCUUCAGAAUGGGAGGAGUGAAGGACAAAGACCCACGGUGAGCCACCCUGACAUGCAAAGAGAACCAGUGAAGACGUCCGUUCAAGAAUCAGGAGCAUUCCUGCCUCGGCCCAUCCCAGAGGACAGGUACAAGAUGCAGAGCAAGCCCUUGGGAAUCUGCCUGAUACUGGAUUGCAUCGGCAACGACACAGACGUUCUUCGGCACACCUUCGCUUCCCUGGGCUUUGAAGUCUGGUGUUUCUCAUUUCUGACGAUGAACCUUAUGAGUCAUCAUCUUCGCCAAGUUGCCUAUCGGACUCACCACCAAGACAAGGACAGCUUUGUGUGCGUCCUGGUGAGCCGAGGGGGCUCGCAGAGCCUGUUUGGUGUGGAUCAGACUCACUCAGGGCUGUCUUUGGAUCAGAUCAGGAGGAUGUUCAGGGGAGAUGCAUGCCCUUCUCUCUUGGGAAAGCCAAAGCUCUUUUUUAUUCAGAACUACGAGAAGUCAGAGAGUCACAUGGAAGACAGCAGCCUCCCAGAGGUCGAUGGGCUAGCAGCGAACAACAUGGAUGCCAAAUCCUGGCAGCCUGAGCCCUGCACGGUUCACCCAGAAGCCGACUUCUUCUGGAGCCUGUGCAAGGCAGAUGCGUCUCUGCUGGACCGGUGCCCCACCUUAUCGUCCCGGUACCUACAAUGCCUCUCCCAGAAGCUGCAGCAGGAGAGAAGUCGGCCACUUGUGGAUCUCCAUCUUGAACUGAACAGCAGUAUGUAUGACUGGAACCGCGGAGUACCUGAUAAGGAGAAGUACCACGUCUUGCUGCAGCAUACUCUGAGAAAGAAACUCUUUCUCUCUUGCAAAUGAAAAGCUGAAGACUGCUGAGCAGGUGUGGCUCGGUUAGUAGAGUGUCAUCUCAUGCACAGGAAGUUGACAGUUAGGUUCCCAGUCAGGGCACAUGCCUAGGUUGCAGGCUUUAUCCCUAGUGUGGGGCAGUGGGAGGCAGCCAAUCCACGUUUCUAUCUCUCUAUCUCUGAAAUCAAUAAUCAAAACACAUCUCUCUAUAUAAAAGCCUAAGCGACCAUCGCAACCAAAUGGAUAACCAGGCCGGCAGGGGUGUUAGUGAGGGACGACCAAAUGACUGAGCAGCAGACUGCAAAGAUGGCGGUGCCCACAGCCAAUAAGGAGGGAAUAUGCUAAUUGACUGCCACGCCCUCAAAGAUGGUGGUGCCCACAGCCAUAAGAUGGCCAGUAGGGGAGGGCAGUUGUGGGUGAUCUGGCCGGCAGGGGAGCAGUUAGGCGUCAAUCAGGCUGGCAGGGGGGUAGUUAGGGAGUGAUCAGGUUGGCAGGCAGAAGCAGUUAGGGGCAAUCAGGCAGACAGACAGGCGAGCGGUUAGGAGCUAGCAGUCCUGGAUUGUGAGAGGGAUGUCCCAGGUUGGAGAGGGUGCAGGCUGGGCUGAGGGACAAUCCCCAGUGCACAAAUUUUGUGCACCGGGCCUCUAGUUUUAAGAUAAAAUCCAAAGACCUUUCUUUAGUCCUGCACUCUCUAUCACUAUCCAGAGAGUAACUUUCAAGCGAAUGUUCAUGAGGUGGGAGAAGAAGCCCUGGCUGGUGUGGAAAUGACCCUCCGAGAGGCAUGUUGGAGGGGAAGGAGUAUUUGACUAGAGCUUGGAGGUGAAGGCCUUGGGUGCUAUUGCUGAAACAGCUUCUCAGUCAGUGUUGGGAAGGAAAAGAGCUUUGAAACUUAAAAAUUGAGUUGAAUUUAGAAACUGAAUUGGGCAUCUCAGGAUUAUGUUGCUUUCCAUGAUAGCGAUUAAGUCAAGCACCAAUCAAAAGCCAUAGAGAGCCUUCUUUUUCUUUUUUUAAUU
Molecule: messenger RNA, 5038 nt
Organism: Myotis daubentonii (Daubenton's bat)
Lineage: Eukaryota; Metazoa; Chordata; Mammalia; Chiroptera; Vespertilionidae
Gene: CFLAR
Product: CASP8 and FADD like apoptosis regulator
Biological process (GO): proteolysis; regulation of apoptotic process
Molecular function (GO): cysteine-type endopeptidase activity; protein binding
Source: RefSeq, a predicted model, not a curated record